AUGGCAGAUGUGAAGAUUGAACUCUUGGAAGGCUUGCUCCGUGAGGACAAAGGAGCAACAAAUCCGCGGCAGUUCGGACGCACGCUGGCUUCGGCAUGCACCGCCGGACUGGCUGAUGGCAAUGUGGCGCCGGGUGAAGCUGGCCGGCUUCCGGAAACUCAGCUUCAGGACACUCAGUUGACUCUGGGAACCUGCGGUUCCGACUUUCCCAGCGACGAUGACUUGAUCAAGGCCUUACGCUUAUUCGCCAGAUUC
This is a messenger RNA of Symbiodinium sp. CCMP2592, 255 nucleotides long. The record is from the annotation of a GenBank genome assembly. Lineage: Eukaryota; Dinophyceae; Suessiales; Symbiodiniaceae.